GGCAUUCCAGAGUGAAUUUACGAACGCUCCCCGGAUAGAACAAGGCCGCGCUUGUUUUUGUUGGACCUAUGUUGCCAUGACAACAGCGCAAGUUCUAUCCCUAUUUUGAAAGCGUUUUCCACUGGCACAUUUGCUUCCUAUUUACAAACUUUCUCAGAAAAUACUAGGCACCGAGGUGUAUCAUGGCUGAUCCAGUGGCAACGACGACCGAAGGGCCACCAACGGAUGGAAAAUCAGUCAAUCUCAUUGGGAAUCUGUUGAGAAGAGUAUCAAGAGCCGAGCCUGUUCCUGAUGACGACGAGGAAGAGGAGGAGGAGCUUCCCCCACCACCACCACUAAUUCCACGAGGCCCUCUAGUGAAUUUACAUUCUCGUAUUGUCAAUUCACAUUAUUAUGCUUAGUUAACUGGAAUAUAGAUUUUACACCUGACAUGCAUAUUAUUAUUACAUUAAAGGACUGUAGUGUUUAAAAUAGUAUCUUUUGUUUACAGAAAGGAUGUCUAACAGUCCAUCUGAAAAACUGCAGGGAUUUCAAUAAAAACUGUAUCCUUCUCAGUGACCCCUAACAGUGAAAUCAUUAGACCCUAUUCACCAUGCCAAAGCUCCGUGUGCUAACUGGGGUAGUUAAGUUAGGUCACCUAGCUAUCUUAAGAUCAAUGCAUGCCAAAGCUUUGUGUGUGUGUCCGUGUGCUAACUGGGGUAGUUAAGUUAGGUCACCUAGCUAUCUUAAGAUCAAUGCAUGCCAAAGCUUUGUGUGUGUGUCAGUGUGCUAACUGGGGUAGUUAAAUUAUGCCAUCGUAAGUGGCCCUGGAUAAGUGUCUGCUAAAUGACUAGUAAAAUGAGUGUUUUCAUGAGCGUUGUGUUCCCAGCUUCCAUAAAGAAAGGCACCCAGGGCUUCCUGAGGGCGAGUAUUGGGGAGAAGGUGAAGUGCACUAUGGUCCAGCCCUACAAGGACUCCAAGGCUGAGCGCUCCAAGUUCCCCCUCUGCUUCAACGAGUGGAAGUAUUUCUCCAUACAGAUUCCUAAGAGCACUGAUGACACGCUGGGUGUCUGUGAGUCACACCGUCUGGGGCUGGAACUCAUCUUCUUUGAGCAGGACACCGGCGUUCCCAAGCUCAUAGGAAAGACCUUUGUCAGACUGCUGGACAUCCUCGGUAAAUCACAAAUGAACCACCUGCUGGAGCUGAGGCUCAAGCGCCAGGUCAUCUGUAAGCUGGAGAUGGAGAUGGUGAUUGCGUAUGGAUCCCUGGGUUACGGAUACUCCCACCAGUUGAAGCACCCAAAUAGAAACAUGGAGAGCCUAGUGGAGCGCUCGCUCUUCCUCCGCUGUCCACCACCGGACGACCGCAAAGACCAUCACUAUAAUGUGGUCACUCCUAAGCCAGUACCUUAUUCAGACUUCAUCGCAGCGCUGAUGUACAGAGAGACCACCAACCCAGACAACAGGACGACUUACCCCUCAAACAGCACAAUAUCCCCCAUCAUCCUGGAAUGUAUGGAGAAGAGGGGCAGGCUACUGCAGAUGCACGAGGAGAUGGAGGCGUUUGAGUCGUCCGAGGACUCCCUGCAGUACCUGGAGAAACUGGUGAUGAAGAAAGGGAUUAGAACCGGUACCCCCUGGAGGAUGAACAAGAGGUUCAAGGUUCUCUCUAAGUGGAGGAAAAAGGCAACGAUGGUCUCCAAGCUGCUCAAUUUUGGAGGCUGUUCAGAGGCGGCGAAACAACAGAGAGACAACAUGUUGCCCACAGGGCCAUUGGGUGUGACUCCCCCUGUGCCACUUUUAAAUUGCCUUGCCAUGCAACAGGAGAAAAUACCCUUAGUCAAUGAGAACGAAGUGUCUGAAAUGAGCAAGCCUGCAUCUCCCAGAGAGACCCUGGCUGCAGCAUCUGGCCUGUCCACAUGUAUGGCCUCCACCCAGGUUGCCCAGUCAGCCCCAUUCUCUCCACCUCCAUCUGAUCAAUAUACCACACCGCCAACAGUAGCCACCCCACCUACAUCAGCCGUGGCCCAUAAGGCAUCUCCCCCUAGCAGUAUGGCCUCCAGCUCCAUGGACCACCUUGUCCAGUCCAGGGCCACCUCUUCCCCCAGACACGUCACCCUGGUCCUGCCUGAGGGUCCCGCCACCCCAGCUUCCACCUCAGCCUCCACCUCCGCUCAGCCCAGUACCAGACACAUCCCUAAACCCACCAAUGUGGCCGCAGUCCCCGUUCCCAUCCACCUGACCUCCCUCUGUGUUCUUACUACCCUGGAGGAAGAAGGAGAGGAGGAAGAAGGAGAGGAGGAAGACGGAGAGGAGGAAGAAGGAGAGGAGGAAGACGGAGAGGAGGAAGACGGAGAGGAGGAGGUCGGGAAGAAAAAGGAGGUGCAUGCUACAGUAUCGUCCUCCCUCCUCAAGACGCUCUCCUCUCUGACGCUGACCCCCGAGGUGGCCCUCCAUGCCACCCUGGUGCACUCGCACCAACAGAGCAGGCAUGGGCAGCUGGAGGAAUGUCGGCCAACUAACCCCAGCUACCAGCAGGAGGAGUGUCAUCCAGCUAACCCCAGCUACCAGCAGGAGGAGUGUCAUCCAGGUAACCCCAGCUACCAGCAGGAGGAAUGUCAGCCAGCUAACCCCAGCUACCAGCAGGAGGAGUGUCAUCCAGCUAACCCCAGCUACCAGCUGGAGGAAUGUCAGCCAGCUAACCCCAGCUACCAGCCUUACCAGGAGAGCCCGUCCAGGGGGAAGAGUGACCGAGACCAGGGGAGGACUGGUAGUGGUGCCGCUGGAGGAGUGAGGGAGUCAGGGUGGACCCAGACCCAGAGAGAGGCUGCUGGAAUGGGCAGCAUUGGAAGUCGGUGGAAGCUGAAUUUUGCUGGGCUUGGCUCUCUUGGUUCCGGAGGGCAGAGGAGGGAAGAAGAUGCCCCAUGCAGCAGCACUGCCUUCAGGUCCCCUACACUGAUCGACCUGGCCCCACCACGGCUGCUGGGGGCCUGGACCGAGAACAUUGCCACUGUGUCGACACCCAUAGGAGGGGGUGGGGGAGGCCUGGACUGGAGAUCUGGAGGUCUGCCUGCUGCCCAGAGAACCAGCCCGACUCUCUGCUCUCAGUUAAUCUCCCCCCUGUCCAUCCCGCCGUCAUCCGACCCUCUGAGCCAAAGCCCUCUGACGCGCUCCCCCCUGCCGCACCUCGGCUCACGGGCCACUGACACACCUUCUCCAGACCUGGAAACCUGGACCCUACAUAGUUCUCCCUUCCUCGGUGGCAUGCUGUGUGAGUCCAACCCUCCAGAUCUACGUGUAGGCCAAACCAGCGGUGGCAGCAACACUGACAGGAACACCCAGAGACCAGGAGGAGCCAGCUCCAGCACAGAACCACUCACCACACUCAACUCCUGGCUCAGCAGUGACAAUCUCCCCACUGGAGCUGGCUCAGACUCUGGACAGUGGUCCCUCCUCUCAGAGAUCGACAUGUCACCACUCCGCAGCGGACUGGUCUUCUCCCCCCUUACCCCCAUCUCGACCUCCGACCCCCUCACCCCCAGCUCCUCCCCUACCAGAAGCACCAGAGGCGGCAAGCCAGGCAAGGAGAGACCCAGGGUCGUGGAGACACCGCAUUCCCCAUAUCACAGGCGCAACAGAGACCACAGAGAUUAUUAUGGGAAGAUGUAGCAAAAAUAUAUAUUUUUUGUCAGCCUAUUUUGUCAAGUUCAUUGCCUUUUACUUGGGAAAUGAUCUGAUUCGGUUAUCUAAGUAUUAAUUCACAUUUUUAUUUUAUCAAAGAAUUUAGUUAAAGAUGAAUUAUGUUUUUUUAUUGAUAAAAUAGGACAGGGCAUCUAACGCGGAACUAAUUUAAUGAGGGGUUUUGUUUCAGUGAAAGCAGAGGAAUAUUUUGACCGCAGGACCGUUCCCAAACUUUGGUGGUUGGUGCUGGCCUGGUGAUAGUCUGCCAUGGAGAGAGAUGGGAGUAAUGUUACAUCAUCUCUCUAGGUGGUUGGUGCUGGCCUGGUGAUAGUCUGCCAUGGAGAGAGAUGGGAGUAAUGUUACAUCAUCUCUCUAGGUGGUUGGUGCUGGCCUGGUGAUAGUCUGCCAUGGAGAGAUAUGGGAGUAAUGCUACAUCAUCUCUCUAGGUGGUUGGUGCUGGCCUGGUGAUAGUCUGCCAUGGAGAGAGAUGGGAGUAAUGUUACAUCAUCUCUCUAGGUGGUUGGUGCUGGCCUGGUGAUAGUCUGCCAUGGAGAGAGAUGGGAGUAAUGUUACAUCAUCUCUCUAGGUGGUUGGUGCUGGCCUGGUGAUAGUCUGCCAUGGAGAGAGAUGGGAGUAAUGUUACAUCAU
This is a messenger RNA of Oncorhynchus gorbuscha (pink salmon), 4308 nucleotides long. RefSeq lists its product as uncharacterized. Lineage: Eukaryota; Metazoa; Chordata; Actinopteri; Salmoniformes; Salmonidae. The transcript is spliced from 13 exons. The record is from RefSeq and is a predicted model, not a curated record. Bases 826 to 3648 code for a protein of 940 amino acids.